Pyricularia grisea is the source of this 2610-nucleotide messenger RNA. RefSeq lists its product as uncharacterized. The record is from RefSeq and is a predicted model, not a curated record. Gene Ontology annotation, molecular function: protein binding; protein phosphatase regulator activity. Gene Ontology annotation, cellular component: protein phosphatase type 2A complex; cytosol. NCBI's taxonomy places the organism in Eukaryota, Fungi, Ascomycota, Sordariomycetes, Magnaporthales, Pyriculariaceae. Bases 593 to 2050 code for a protein of 485 amino acids. Gene Ontology annotation, biological process: peptidyl-serine dephosphorylation. The transcript is spliced from 6 exons.
CACCAACUUCGAGCCAUCAAUUGUCGACCCCCCCUGCACCGUCAUCUGAACCCCGCAAUAUAACAUUUCACAGCAAAUAGAGGGCACUGCUUCCUCCGACCGAUUUGACUUGUCGACUGUUACGCGCGACAAAGUAAAAUAAGAAAAAUCGAAGGGUCGGUCAAACAGACGGUCGUAUUUUGCUCUCUGUCCUUGGCCCAUUCUUACUACCAUAGCCUCCACUGUGAGCUCCGAACCUUGCAGCAAGGACCAAGUCGCCGCUGCUUCGUGUGUGGGCCCUUUACCUAUCCAUACCAGAGCCUUCCACCCUCCAUCACUCGAGCCUGCCGAGCCUCGUCCACACACCCACAACCCUGGCACGCGCCAACUCGCCGGCAUCCCACCUGCAACUACAGAUCCGUGUCGUCACCUUUCAUCCCGCAAACCAGCAUCAUCUCCACCGCCGCCCGCCCGCCCGCUCCGACCGUCGCGAGCCUGCUCAAACGCCUGACCGCUACCCAGAGCUAGGCAUCACUUAAACUCAAAAAAGCACCCUCGUCAUCGUCUCGUAGAGUGAGGGGCCGCCUCUCACCUACAUCCAAUCCACGACAACAUGGUUGAAGCGGACACGAACUCUCCAACAUGGAAGUUCACACAAUGUUUCGGCGAUAAGGGCGACGUGGAGGAUAUCACGGAAGGCAAGCAUUUAUCUGAUAUCAUUUCAACUGUCGAAUUCGAUCACACCGGUAACUACCUGGCUACAGGAGACAAGGGAGGCCGAGUAGUGCUCUUCGAGCGCAAUGAGACUAAAAAAACAUGCGAAUAUAAAUUUCAUACCGAAUUCCAAUCGCACGAACCAGAGUUCGAUUACCUGAAGUCGCUAGAGAUUGAGGAAAAGAUCAACAAGAUAAAGUGGUGUCGCCGCCAGAACGCUUCACACUACCUGCUCUCCACCAAUGACAAGACGAUUAAGCUCUGGAAGGUUUUCGAAAAGUCACUUAAGGUUGUGGCAGAGAACAACCUGUCGCACGACCUAACGCCGGCCAAUAUCGCAGGAGGUGGAGGAGCUCCCCGGCCGCCACCAGCUUCGACGUUCAGGAAUGCCGCCGACCUGAAGCUACCACGCCUUACACACCACGACACAGUCGUCGCCGCCGUACCCCGCAGAACGUACGCCAACGCACAUGCCUAUCACAUCAACAGCAUAUCUGUGAACAGUGAUGGCGAGACCUUUAUCAGCAGCGACGACCUUCGCAUAAACCUCUGGAAUUUGAACAUCCAGGAGCAGAGCUUCAAUAUCGUCGACAUCAAGCCUGCCAACAUGGAGGAGCUGACUGAGGUCAUUACAGCAGCAGAGUUUCACCCCGCGAGCUGCAAUGUGUUCAUGUAUGCUAGCUCCAAGGGAACCAUCAAGUUGGCUGAUAUGCGGGAGAGCGCCUUGUGCGACCAACACGCGAAGAUGUUUGAGCAAGAGGAGGAUCCGUCAUCGAGGUCCUUCUUCUCGGAGAUUAUCUCUUCGAUAUCAGAUGUGCGAUUUUCAUAUGAUGGCCGCUAUGUUCUCUCGAGGGACUACCUGACCGUCAAGAUUUGGGACGUCAACAUGGAAAAGCAACCGGUCAAGACGAUUCCAAUUCACGAACACCUCCGGCCUAGGUUGUGUGACACUUAUGAGAACGAUAGCAUCUUUGACAAGUUCGAGGUCGUUUUCUCGGGUGACGCGAAGAACGUGAUGACUGGCAGCUACAACAACAACUUCAUGAUUUACCCGUCUGACCCCGAGAAGGAGACAGAGGUUGUGCUUCAGGCGGACAAAUCUGCCUUCAAGGCGAAGAAGGUUGGGGUUCCAACACCAAUCAACUCGUCGACAAGCCCAACGGCGAACGGGGGCAAGAAGGGCGGGUCACGCGCCGGAAGCCCUGCUGCGGGUGGCCAAGGGCAAAGGAUGAGGAAAGAGACGGACGCGGACCAGAUUGACUUUAACAAGAAGAUCCUACACAUGAGCUGGCAUCCCUUCGAGGACAGCAUUGCGAUUGCAGCUACUAACAAUCUCUUUGUCUUUUCGGCUCUGUAGAAGGCUCGUCUAGAUUCUGCAUGUUUGGGUGGCACAUCUGGAAAGGAAAGGUGAAUCGAGCGAGGAAGACCACGAUCAAACCCGAUUAUGGCAACUAUCGUGCCAAGGUCAGGGUCUCUCAGAGUAUUGGUUGCAUUGAUUGGCAAUGUCAAUACUCGGAUGAAGAUGAAAUGAUGUUGAUGUCAACUGUGGAAGGAAAGAGCAGAAUUGUGGAAGAGCACAUAGACCCAAAGAGAAGAUACCAUAACUCGGAAAGUGUCUCAUCUUUGUUAUGUCUAGACUGAUUUGCUGCUACUUCCUCCGCUACAGACACUGAGAAUUGUUCUAGUCCACAGGGGUGGAUGAAGACACAGCCAAGAACCAGAGGAUGUGGCUACGAGGUCGGGCAACCCACCAUUGGUCAGUGAGAGGAAACAGGGGAAGAAGAAAGAUGAAAGACGACAAAGACAAAAGAAUUGAUUAAGUGCAUUUUUAGGUGAAUAUAUAACCUAUAUAUGAACCGCAGAGUUGUUAUUACAGCAUUGCAAGUAGAGUUUAACCAACCUCAACUUUCAGUCGGA